Molecule: messenger RNA, 2652 nt
Organism: Anoplophora glabripennis (Asian longhorned beetle)
Lineage: Eukaryota; Metazoa; Arthropoda; Insecta; Coleoptera; Cerambycidae
Exons: 4
Coding region: 9-578 (189 amino acids)
Source: RefSeq, a predicted model, not a curated record
UAAAAGUCAUGCUGUUAUUGUGGUUUAUAUUUGGUUACGUUUAUGUAACACAAGCUGAUCCAGAAGACUACCAAGCUAUAUUCGAAAGACUGAGACUUGCUUACUAUGCUAAACAUCUAGUUGCAGAUAAGCCUGCUCCAAUAUUUUCCGUUGGUAAAUAUAACAGAACAGCCAAUGUACUAAAUGCUUCCCUUGUCUUGUUAGAAGACUUGGAUGGGCGAGAAAUCGUGUCAACAACAAAAGCUUUUUUAUACUUAAACAACAGAUACAAAUUCACUGGCAUACAGCUGAAAGUAAAUGUCUGUGAAAUGUGGAUGAAAAACCUUUAUGGAAUACGUGAUAUUAUGGAACCUUGCGGGAACAUACAGCUGUGUGACAUUAAAAAGGGACCUCUGUAUAUAAGGAACUUUUGGCCUAAUCCGAAAUACUUUCCAAAAACUAUUCCAGUGGGAUCCUAUAAAAUAGAAUUGCAUUCCAAUUUAUUAAAUGGUACAAAACUAGUUCAAAUCAACUGGUAUGGAAAAGCGGAGCUAUAUUUUGAAGAAAUGAGGAAUAAGGACGUCAUAAAUGAGCCAUAGAUUACUCAUUGCAGUCUUUAUUAUUUAAUAUUCUUACAAAAAAAUAGGUUUUGUUUAAUAUUAUUAGAUAGUUAAUCGAGAACAUUAAUGAAAAUAACUUUUCCAUAUAUAUUAACAUCAAAUAUAACAUUAAAAAAGAAAUAAAAAUUCUGAACAUCUUAACAAAAAUAAUAAAAACACAGGCUAUUUUAAAUUAAUAAGGUCAACGUCAACAGAUGUCAACGUUUCACCUUUUUUGAACUUGGCUCUCCUAAAAUAAAAAAUGAAUAAUUGUAAACCCAAAUAAUUGUACAUGCAAGGCAGUUUUCCAGUUAAAUAUCCAAUAGAAUGAGGAACUUAAUUUUAAUUAAAAUUUCAGAUGACUAAGUGAGGCCCUCCCCACUCUUUGGGGGGGGUCUAUAUAUGAGUAUGCCACUACACGCGAGUGUACGAGGUGAUGAAGUUACUUGAAUGUUUUCACAUUUGAGAUAAAAGAUUUUAAUUCAAGUUAUUCAAGUAUUUUAGAGUUGUUUCAAAAUCUGAUGAGCUUUGACCUUCAUAUGCGCAGAAACAUAAUUCCGACCAUCGCCUAAAUUAUUCUACAUCCUAAAAACAUUACAUCUAUUAUUCACAGUCUAUCUCGAGCUCUCGUAGCAUAACAAGCCUUUGAUGCGAUUACAAAAUUACAAAUAUCAUAAUAAAAUGCCCUAUUCUUUAUUUUAAUUUAAGCAAUAAAAAAAUAUAUAAAACGAACGUUCGCCAGUUGACUUUAUUGAUGCGCGAGCGCCUUAGUUCGUUUCUGGUUGUAAUAAGGCAUGUGGUCUAAUUAUGAGUAAAUGUUUUCACAACGUGCUUAUUAGAAGAAUUAUGCGGAUACGCCACGCCUUUCACGCAUUUCACGGCUCAUGAAAUUUUGAAACUACUCUAACACUGGAAUAUUUGACUUGGUUUAUUAUUAUUACUUUUGAAUUACAGAUGCAUUUUUAUCAUUAAUUAUUUGAGUAUUUUAACUUAAGUUACAAAAGUGCUUGUACACUGAAAGUUAAGUUAAUAAAAUAUUUUGCACUCAAAUUGCAUCAUUUAAAUACUCUGAAAAUCUAACUACGAGGCAUAUCUACAAAGUAAGAGUAUUCAAUUUUUUGAAAAUGGAAACGGCAGUAUAUUUAUGAAAAAUUUUCACCAAACACUAUUUUUAGCGCAGUUGCCUUCAACUUCAAUGCACUUUCUGACCCGAGGAAUAAGCUUUCUGAUACCGUCAUCAAAAAAAUUUCCCACCCCCUCUCGGGCCCAUUGUUUCAUCGUCAGUAGAAAACCUUUUUCCACCCAUGAACAUCUUCAAAGAGAAAAGACGAAAAUCAGAAGGCUCUAGGUCAGGGCUGUGAGCGGGAUGGUUGAUGAUAUUCCAACCGAAUGAAUCCAAGAAUUACUUUGUGACUUUGGUUGUGUGGGGACAAGCACAGUCCCUUCAUUAACAUUCCCCUUCUUUUGUCUGUUUUGUCGCCCUCCGUAGUAUUUUCACAGUACCGUGCAGCAUUAAUUGUUUCACUCUGGGGCAAAAAGGGAAUUAUAUGAUUUUUCGGGCCAAAACAAUGGUUUUGAAUUUUUCGAUGAUAGUCACACAUUGAUUGUCUUUUCGUCAUAAAAAGAAGAAACUGGAUUACGCUCCUCACCUCGCAACUGGCGAGACUGGGAAAAGCGGCACUCAUUUCAACAUGCCACUACAACAACAGUUCCACAACACAACAAAAACCACAGAGCAUCAAUCUUGGUACUCCUACUUUGUGGAUAUGCCUUGUAUUUUAAUACUUAAGUUACAAAAGUGCAUGUACACUGAAUGUUAUCCGAGUUAUUAAAAAUAUUUUUGCAUCAGAUUGCACCAUUUAAAUACCUUGAAAAUUCAAUUUUAGCAUUUGAGUUUACACAUACCUGUAAAGUUUUUUGAGACAGAGUCUUCAUAACAUUCUGAAAAUGAGAACUGUAUAGUGUAUGAAGAGCAAUAAAGUGUAUUAAUUUUUUACCUAUAAUCAUAGUCGCAAUUAAAUUACUACUCUGGAUGUCUAGAAUGUCGUGCCAGUAAACUGAAAGAUAAAAAUUA